UCCGAUAGAUGGUCUAUUCAGACGAAAUGUAAAUCACAGUAUGGACUGCAUUUCAUCUGAAGACAAUAACUGUUUUUUUGGUAUUCAAAAUUGCAAUCUCCUGAAAAAUGUUUUUUUAUAUGAAAAAAUGGAUUUUUCUGAGUAUCUGCGCUUUCAAUCAAUAAAAUUUUAUGAUGGAAUCACUUCUGAGAGUUGAUGUCUUCAGAUAAAAUGUAGUCGAUACUAUGAUUUAAAUUUUGUCUGAAUAGACCAUCUAUCGGAAAUGACUCCUUCAUGGUCCGCGACACGUGUGAAAAACAGUCAUUUGUAUGAAUUUUGUUAAUCGUACCCAAACUUUCUGGCUGCAGUGUAUUUUCAAUAAAUCAAUCGCAUCGCAUAAUUAAGAAUGAGAGUAGACAAUUGAACAUUUAAUGUUGUUUGCGUUAGUGGACAUUAAGUGAGCUGAUUUAUGGUUAUUUAUCAAUUGAUUUUUGAUGUCGCUAUACAAUGUAUAGUAUAAAAUGUUUAUAAUUCAAUCUCAUGCAUAUCUUCAAGCAAUUUAUCAUAUUCAUAUCUCGUGCAAUGUGAGAAAAUUGUCAUAUUUUUUAUAAAAAUUCAAAAACCAAAUUCAUUUUGGUUGAGAGAAACUUGAACUUUGACUCUCAGCAGACUAAUUAGUUAGAAAUGUCAUUUAAGAAAUGUGCAAAGAUGUAAGGUAUCGUAUAUAAUGGUCAAAGUUCGACAUUUCCCAAGGAGCGUCAAAGGGUUGCCAACAAACGCAGAUAAAAAAACAUAACAUAGACAUUUCUACCGCAAGUUUUUCGGAAACAGUACUUUACCGUUGGUGACAGUUCAAACAGUAAUUAGCUUCUAUUACAAUAUACCUGCUAACUAGUCACUCGUUUGCUUCUUUGGUCAUCACUUGCUUGUUACAUUUCGAUCAGUUCAGUUCGGCUAUAAUCCUUUUUGGAAGUGUGUUUUUUUUUUAAAUAGCUAAACUUUUGUUGUUAACAAUUUCAUUUGAAAAUAUUGUUUAAAAAACGUAAAUAUGGUUGAGUUCUCAGAUAUUUCAAGUAAAGAAAUUCGUUCGACUCUUUUCAAAACGAUUGAAAAUGCUUUAAAGACGACGAACUUCAAAUUCAGUAUAAUUCCGGCAUCAAGAGCUGACGAAAAUAACAUCGUUGGCAUUAUUUAUCGGGUAGUUUUUGCCAGAAAUGAUGAAAUUGAAUAUGGAAAAUAUUCAAUUCCACGACAAUUAAUCCUGAAAGUUGCUCCACGAAAUGCAGUCCAUCGCAUUCAAUUUCUCACUCGGCCAGCAUUUGUUCGGGAAAUUUAUGCAUAUAAUAAGGUGUUGCCGAUUUUACGUAAAUUUGAACAGUUGAAGGGUGCUUAUCACUUCGAUGAAUACCCAAAAUGUUAUAAAACCGUAGAUGUUGACAUCAAUGAAUGUCUUUUGCUUGAAGAUUUAACGGUUCGUAAUUUCACCGUGAUCGAUCGACACCAUGCAGAUUUAACCCCUGAUCACGUUCGUUUGGUAAUGAAGACAUUGGGUAAAUUUCAUGCCAUUUCAUUUGCGCUCAAAGAUCAAGAGCCGCAAGUAUUUAAAGAGCUUACAUCGAAUUUGGAUGAAAUUCUCAUUCGAAAAGAUGAUGAUAAAUUAAGAGAUUUUUUCAAUAAACAAUCGGAACAUGUUUUCAAUUCGGUAUCAAGUGAAGAAGAUACUGAAUUAUUCGACAAAGUGUAUAAAUUUUAUGAGAAAGAUGUUCUCGAUAUUGCUGUUGAUUGUCUUGACUUGAAUGCAGCGGAUGGGGCUACUGUAAUCUCGCACGGAGACGCUUGGCAAAAUAAUAUCAUGUUCCGACAUGAUCGAAAUGGAAAACCAGUUCAAAUGGCACUUAUUGAUUGGCAAACUACGCGUCAUUCAUCCCCAAUCAUUGAUAUCAUUUACUUUUUAUUUUGCUGUACGACAAAAGAACUACGUGACAAUUACUAUGAAGAAAUGCUCAACGUUUAUCACGUCAACUUAAGUACACAUAUGCGAAGGUUGGGCUCAAAUCCAGAUAAACUCUUUCCAUUCACAAUGUUAUUGGAACAUUGCCGUAAAUUCGCCAAAUUCGGAUUGAUUUUAUCCACCGCGUUGCUGCCAAUUAUGACAUCGGAUGAUGGAAAUCAAAUUAAUUUUGAUGAACUUGCAGAGGAUGUGAAACGGGGAAAAGAAUUGGACGAAAAUCUCUUCGCUACAGCCAAUUCACGCAAUGAAUACUAUGCACGACUUCGUGACGUUGUUAUCGAUAUGAUUGAAUUGGAAUACAUAUGAACCCAAUCCAUCAAUCAAUGGACGAUCUACAAAACACAAAUUGAAGCAUUUUAAACGAACAACCUAUUAUAACCAUACAUACAGUAGAACUUCUCUACAACGGAAACUUCCAAUGGCAGAAAACCUCACAAUAGAAGAAUUCCCAAUUUCAUCAAAUUCAUAUUUUUCAGACAAAAUUAACUCCACAUAGCGGAAGAAAAGUAUAGUUAACGAAAAAACGACUCUUUCUUGAAAUUUCUGCUAUAGAACGAUUUUGCUUUCUCAAAAUAACUUUUAAAAUUUACCAGUAAUAUCAUUAUGUAUAGAAAAAUAAGAAAACAAAUAGAUGUAGUCUGUUACUUCCUGGGUAUUUGCUAUUUUCAGUUAGAACCGGUUAAUACAAUACAUUUUAAACCAAGACGGAAGUGAAGUAAACGGAUGACAUUAUCAUAACUAAUUAUUCAAAAAAAAAAAAAAAAUCUUAUCAAAAUUUAACACGAAUAUCAAACAUUAUUAUUUGACCCGUGAAGGUUGUUAUAAA
This is a messenger RNA of Contarinia nasturtii (swede midge), 2816 nucleotides long. RefSeq lists its product as uncharacterized. Lineage: Eukaryota; Metazoa; Arthropoda; Insecta; Diptera; Cecidomyiidae. The record is from RefSeq and is a predicted model, not a curated record. Bases 1028 to 2296 code for a protein of 422 amino acids. The transcript is spliced from 3 exons.